This is a messenger RNA of Spirodela intermedia, 2667 nucleotides long. The record is from the annotation of a GenBank genome assembly. Lineage: Eukaryota; Viridiplantae; Streptophyta; Magnoliopsida; Alismatales; Araceae.
AUGACAAAGCAGAGCGCGGUGGUGCCAGAGGCGGUGGCGCCAGAGGCGGUGGUGGUGACGCAGCCAGGGGCUACCGUGCCCGCUUCGUCCCCCGUAUUCCCAUACCCGCCUCUGAAGGCUGCCGUGGGUUUGCCCAUCAAGAAGUUCUUACAGAAGCAAGAAAUCAGCAGCGGCGGGAGAGUCAGUUCGUGGGUUGACUCCAUGAAGGCUUCCUCGCCCACCCACAUACAGGGGCCGCCGCCACCAGCGCAGGACGAACAUCCCUCGGCUCUCGGAAUGUUUGAGGAGAUCGUGAGUCUCUCAAAGGGGAAGAAGAUUGUCAUGUUCCUCGACUAUGAUGGCACCCUCUCUCCCAUUGUCGACGAUCCUGACCGUGCCUACAUGUCCAAAGCUGUGAGUGUCACCUCUGUGUCUCUCUCUACCUCUCGUCUUUCUCGUUCUCUUCCUCCUCUUCGUCGUCCUCUGUUCUUCCCUGCCACCGUGAUGAACAUAUCCUAAUGAGAUCCUGUUCAUUUCUGGGCGAUGAAAACCCAGAUGAGAGCGGCGGUUCGCGACGUCGCCAAGUUGUUCCCCACAGCAAUUGUCAGCGGGAGGUGCAGAGACAAGGUACAUUCUUCACCAAGAAAAACCACAGUAAUUAAGCGGUUUAUUUCAGUUUUAAUGCUAGUAAAACAAGUGGCCCUUGAAUUCUCGUCUCUAACGUUCCCUUCUGUUAAAAGGAUAAAUUUCUUUUCUCGUUUUCUUGAUGGGUUCGUGCUUUGGAUGGGCUCUACUCAGGUGUAUAGCUUCGUCCGACUCGCGGAGCUCUACUACGCCGGUAGCCACGGCAUGGACAUCAAAUGCCCCAAAUUUAAUAAAGUAUGAGCCUUUAUUUGAGAGAUUACCCAUUUUUCUUAUCUUAAGAUUAAGGACAGGCCCCCACCCUUCUUUCGAACCCUCUGCCGAGUUCUACCCUGACCGCAUUUCCUUUUCAGCGGGGCAAAGAACCACCUGUUCCCAACAGUCUGUCUUGGGAACUAUAUUGAACGGCUUCUCUUCGUUUGUUUUAGCAACUUUUCUUAGGUCUCCUCGCCAAAACCGGCAUAGGUUCACUAACAAAUCAGUACGACCUAUCUAAUAUUGUUUCUUCAUCGUCUCUCUUAAUGUGCAGGGCAACAAGCCGGCUCUCUUCCAACCUGCCAGCGAGUUCCUCCCCAUGAUUGAUGUGGUUGGAAGAAGACACCCUCUCUCUCUCUCUCUCUCUCUCUCUCUCUCUCUCUCGCCCUGGCUCUCGCUCAGUCUCCGUAUAUUUCCCCCCACGUGGGUACUUAAGAAAAAUGGGGCUCCGAUGGGUCUUAUCCUUUCCCAUCGUUUCAUCUUCAGGUGUCAAAGUUGCUGGCGGAGAAGACGAGGGCCAUCCGGGGUUCCAGGGUGGAGAACAACAGAUUCUGUGUUUCUGUGCACUUCCGCUGCGUCGACGAGAAGGUGCCCUCCUCUUCCACCUCCACUGGCUCCUAGUGUGCUUUCUUUGGUGUGAGUGGAAAAUAAGAUGGAUGGUUCUUGGGGUUGACCUUUCCACUUGCAUGCACGCAGAGAUGGGUCGAACUGGCGAUGCAGGUUCGUUCCGUCCUCCAUGACUUCCCCAAGCUCCGGCUCACCCAUGGCCGGAAGGUGAGCGCCCCUCAGCAUACCUUUCAAAUCGUGGAGUUUCUACCGGGCAAGAGAAUACAAGACUCGCUGACUUGCUGCAGCAAGUGGGGAUAGUCUUUGUCAUGCUUUUUAAAAUGAAUAGGGUGGAAGAAUCUGACAAUAGGGGGACCUUCUCUUGUGAAGGUCUUAGAGAUCCGACCGAGCAUUGAGUGGGACAAGGGGAAGGCUCUCGAAUUCUUGCUCGAAUCCCUUGGUGAGUCGUGUUUUUACUUUCAUUUUCCUGUUAGCGUAGCUAGUAGACGUUGACAGGUUGGCAGUUCAUUUGAAUAAUCUUAAUGUCAUCUUCUACGGUAUUUUAGGGCUCUCUGAUAGCAACGACGUGUUGCCGGUGUACAUUGGAGAUGAUCGUACCGAUGAGGACGCCUUCAAGGUAUCAUCAUGAUGUGUCCUUGUGGACUAAUAUCUUUUAUACAGAGAGAGCGAGAGAGAGAGAGAGAAAUUCAUAUUCAGGGCCAUAUCAAGGCAAUUCGGGUGAGAACCUCAUUAGCCAAUGGACAGCCUUAAUUUGGAAGUCGGAGGUCCCACCAGAUCUCUCCCAUGGACAACCUCAUCUCUGAAUGCGAUAUUAUAUGGAUCGACGACCUGGCUUUCCAUCAAGUGGAACGUAUUGUUUUACACAGAAUCUUUCCCCCGAGUAGUACUCGGUAACCGUAUCUCAUUACACAAAGCAACGCUCAACAGUGUCGUGUUAUAUAAAUUGCCAGGUUUUGAGGGAGCGAGGGCAGGGCUUCGGCAUCCUCGUGUCAAAAGUUCCUAAGGAGUCCCACGCCACAUACUCUCUUCAGGAGCCCUCGGAGGCAAGUAGUCGCGACCCAUUUCGAGAGUUCCGGAUCCUACUUUGGGCGUCAAAAUGGGUCUUCUUGGAUCCGAAGUUUCUUCUCUCCUUUGACGUCUGAUCGUUUGCUGCAGGUGAUGGACUUCUUACACCGCCUGGUAGAAUGGAAACGUCUCUCUGGGAAAGGGCAUCCGAGAGUUUAG